AUGGGCAGCCAGAAGGAUACUCGACCAAACUUCCUUGUCAUAGUCGCCGACGACCUUGGCUUCAGUGACCUUGGCUGCUAUGGCUCUGAGAUAGCUACCCCUCACAUCGAUUCGCUGGCCUCCCAGCAAGGGUCUCUGCGCUUCACACAGUAUCACGUUGCUGCAGCUUGCAGUCCAACUCGUUCGAUGCUCAUGACAGGAACAGACCAUCACAUUGCUGGGCUUGGACAAUUAUACGAACUUGUUCGCAGCUCACCUGCUCACAAGGGACAACCAGGCCACGAGGGCUACCUGAACGAAAGGGUAGUUGCGCUUCCAGAGCUGUUAUCUGAUGGAGGCUACUUCACUGUUAUGAGUGGCAAAUGGCAUCUGGGCUUGCAAAAGCAGCAUCUACCCAUUAAGCGCGGCUUCAAGAAGAGCUUGGCGCUGCUACCAGGAUGUGCAAAUCAUUACGCCUAUGAGCCAGAAUACCAGGAUCCCACCACAGAGCCGGGGCGAUUUUUCGAGACGGCAACACGAGCUUUACAUGCAGAAGAUGAUCGUUACAUGAGCGAGAAAGAGCUUGGUGAAGAUUGGUAUUCAUCAGACGGUUAUGCAGGUCGGAUGAUUUCGUACUUGAAAAACCGCACCGAGGAGGAGCGCCAACAACCUUUCUUUGCCUAUCUUCCCUUCAGCGCACCUCACUGGCCUCUACAAGCGCCCAAAGAGACGUGUGACAAGUACAAGGGCCAAUACGCAGACGGGCCGGAAGUACUACGUCAGAAACGCCUUGAGCGGCUCAAGUCUCUCGGUCUUGUUGGUCAAGAUGCAGUGGCCCAUCCUGUUGUCACGACUGGGGCCGAGGUGAAGAACUGGGAGUCUUUGGACGAAGAAACACGCGCCGCCUCUGCCAGGGCUAUGGAGGUGUACGCGGGAAUGGUGGAUCGGAUGGAUUGGAACAUUGGCCGCGUCCUUGAUCAUUUGCGCAAGACGGGCGAGUAUGACAACACUUUCAUCUUGUUCAUGAGCGACAAUGGUGCUGAAGGGGCUAGCUACGAAGCUACCCCCUUAGUUGGCAAUAGCGUCAUGGCCCAUGUAAAUAAAUAUUAUGAUAACAGUCUGGACAAUAUUGGCCGGGGCAAUUCGUUUGUCUGGUAUGGCCCUCUGUGGGCGCAGGCCGCAACCGCGCCAUCGAGAUUGUACAAGAUGUUUUCUACCGAAGGAGGCUGCAGGGUGCCCCUGGUAGUGAAGCCUCAUGCGGGGAUCAACAACCACCGCGGCAGCGAUGAUGGGGGUGUCAUCACUGAUGCGUUCUGCACGGUCAUGGAUAUUGUGCCAACUGUGUUGGACUUUGCUGGGCUGAAACACCCAGGCACAGAGUACAACGGUCGCAAGAUUGCAUCGCUGCGUGGCCAGAGCUGGAGAACUUAUUUAGAGUCUGUCAGUCGCUGGAGCCGCAAGUCGCCGAUUCACGAAACCGACUAUGUAGCAGGCUUUGAGAUUGCUGGAUCUGGAGCUCUGCGUCGCGGUGACUGGAAGAUAACAUAUGUACCAGCGCCCAAGGGUCCCCAGAGGUGGGAACUAUUCAACCUCGUGUCGGACCCUGGCGAGACAAACGAUUUAAGCGAAAAGGAGCCAGAAAGACUCAAGGAGAUGCUCGCAUUGUGGGAAGAAUAUAGAAAAGACGUUGGCGUUGUUGGCCUUGCUGGUGAGUACCCAAAGGCUAUCCAGGGCGCUCAGCAAACAACUCUGCAGGAUGAGAUGGAAGAUCCGUAUGCAUGGAUCAAGUAUAUUGGAAGACCAGAAAUAACGCCACAAGAGUUGGCAGAAAUUGUUCCCGCUGUAUAA
Trichoderma asperellum CBS 433.97 is the source of this 1827-nucleotide messenger RNA. RefSeq lists its product as uncharacterized. NCBI's taxonomy places the organism in Eukaryota, Fungi, Ascomycota, Sordariomycetes, Hypocreales, Hypocreaceae. The record is from RefSeq and is a predicted model, not a curated record. Gene Ontology annotation, molecular function: arylsulfatase activity.